UCCUUUGGCACAUUCGUUCAAUCCAUAGCCUGGUGCACGUCUGGCGUGCAUAAGUGUUGUUCGUUUGCUGUGUGUGGAUGUGUCGGCCCGAAAUUCAUCAAAUAGUUCCGGAAAAAAUCAAUAUCAGUGGUCCGUAAUCGCACCCGAAACUUUCUGGCAAUGUCCUGUUGCAUCCGCGGUUGUGCGUCCCGCUACGGUAAGGCCAAGGUAUCCUUCCAUCGCAUUCCGCAAAACAAUGAAGAACGUCGCCAACGAUGGAUUGAAAUCGUCGGUCGUGGCGAAGAGAUUAAUUACAACACGGCUAUGGUUUGCAACCGGCACUUUGUCGGUGGCUGGCCGGCCAAACCACAGGAUAAGAAUGCGGUCAACUGGAUUCCGACAUUGUUCCUGAAUGCAACGGAGAGCCCGGGUGGUUCCGGGACAGAAACCAGCGCUGUUACUAAUGCUCCCGUACAGGAAGUUGACGAUGAUUCGGCGGAUAUUCGUUGUGUGGUUCGAGGCUGCGGUAUGACGAAGGAAGAAAACCCAUCACUGAUGUUUUUCCCGAUUCCGAAUGAGUCUGAAGAGCACAGCAAUUGGCUACGUAGAAUUGGAAUGACUGACAAACCGUCAUUGCAAAAUGAUAGCUCGGUGUUGGCCGUAUGUGAAUUACACUUCGAGCUUUCCAAGGACAUUCUGAAUUAUGAUGAUGUCAUUUCGAUGGGACGUACAGCAGUAUUGAAGGAGAAAGUGAUGCCUACACGUAACAUUCCACAGGUAUUUGGCAUUCAAUCGGGACGUUCCUCUGUAGGAGCCCUGGAAAGUACAGAGGAGACACCGGACGGAAACGAUCCUGUUGAAGACGAUGGCUCACUUUUACUGGAAAUGCUACCCCGUGGAGAAUCUAACAAUGCUUUGCUUCAGACGGACAUGUCGCAGUAUGCCGAUCACCUGCAGACCAGUCCUGCGGAAGAAUUUCUUCAGAUUUGUCGUUCCUGUAUGAGCACCGAUAAAUCUGCUCUGGUUUCUGCCUUCGAUGAUAACCUUGCCGACAUAUUCUAUCAGUUCACUUCUAUCACGAUUCACGAGGGAGUCGGAAUUUCCACCUUGAUCUGCACCGACUGCAAAGCCCGUCUGCUGGAGAUGAACUUUUUUCGCGACACAUGUGUAACCAGCACUCAAAUGUUGCUCCAUCGCUACCAGAAAUACUACGGAAUGAUGGGUGAACACCAAGGCCCCCAGUCCACGGAUGAUGACCUGCUGGAGCCAAUGCACCAGGAAGACGCUCCGGCCGAUUCAACGAACGGUUUCGGCAGCGAGCUUAUGCCGGACGACCCGGAGGAUUUACUUGAACCGCAGAAAGAAGUACAGCGCCAUCCGGCCGUGUCGGUCGGUAAGCGCGGUAGAGGACGCAUGAAGGCACUGCAGUCCGCUUCGGAGUCGUCGCGGUCGAUGAUCAAGAAGCGAUUUAAAUGUAAAAUUUGUCGGAAAGAUUAUAAUUCGAAAACUGGAAUGGAUAUGCAUAUGGCAACCCACGAAGGUGACGAUCCAAGCGAGUUUACGGUCGAGUGUCAUCGAUGCCACCGGCUUAGGCGCCCUGCGGAUAAACAUAACUGCUUUGUUGACACAUUGUACUGCCACGUUUGCGGGGACAAGUUCCGCAACUGGUCCUACUUGAAGCUCCACUUGGCAAAGAUGCACCGGAUCAAAACCAAACGGCGGGAAUUGAUGCAAAAGUUGGCAUUGGAUCGUCAGUCGAUGGGCAGCACUUCCAAGAUACUGAAAAGUCCACCGAAAAUCGCUGCACCGCAGGAAUUGGUGCAACCGGCGGAGGUGGAUGCCUCCAGUGGCAGCGAGGGUAAAAACACACCAAUUCCUCGGCCAAUGGUCAAGUGUACGUUUUGUACGGCUCAGUUCAAGUAUCCUGCUAGUCUCGAUGCACACCUGCGGACGCAUUCGGCAAUCCAUCAGACGCAGUGCCACGAAUGCGGGGAAAAUUUUGCCACUUAUCGCAAGCUGGAAAAACACUUCGAUAAACACCCGAACGAGGUACCGGGCGCCAUGUACAAGUGCGCCAUUUGUGCCAACAUUUACAACCGUCGGCAAACGCUGCUGAUGCACCGUCAGUACGUCCAUUCGGAUCGGAACAUAGUGCAGUGCGGUGGCUGUUCGCAGUUGUUUGCCCAAGCAAGGAUGCUGGCGGAACAUCAGUGCCCUAGUAUCAAGCAUACGACACCCCCGGCCGGAGUCAACGGAGAUUUCGUGAUCGUGCAACCGGAAUCAAUCCUGAAAGGAGCAGCUACUACUACUACUAGUACUAAUACUACUACCGUUACGAUAGAGGAUGACAGUCCGGUGUCGGUGGCGGUGCAAGAAGACAAUGCCGAUCCGUUGCUCGGGCUGGGUAAUGAGGAAGUUAUUGAGCUGGAAUCGGACGAUGAACCAACCCCGGAACCGGAAUCGUACGAUUGCAGUGUUUGCGGAAAAACGUUCGAGAAAAUGGACGUGUUGGACCGGCACAUGAAGCUUCAUCGCAUGAUGAAUGCUGCCAAAGCCAAUGCCAUUGGCUUUUGGAAGUAGAUUCGAACAUUUUGGACUCUCGUCGUCUGUCGUACGUGUGUUUAGCAUCUUUUAAACACUGCUGUUAAAUUCCAAACAUUUGCGGUAAUAUCAAUUUUAAGUUUUGCUGAAGUAUAACUUUAUUUAAUCUUUAUCAUGUAAA
This is a messenger RNA of Malaya genurostris, 2701 nucleotides long. RefSeq lists its product as uncharacterized. The transcript has 5 exons. Gene Ontology annotation, biological process: regulation of transcription by RNA polymerase II. Lineage: Eukaryota; Metazoa; Arthropoda; Insecta; Diptera; Culicidae. Gene Ontology annotation, molecular function: zinc ion binding; chromatin insulator sequence binding. The record is from RefSeq and is a predicted model, not a curated record. The coding region runs from base 160 to 2559 and encodes 799 amino acids. Gene Ontology annotation, cellular component: nucleus; chromosome.